AUGGAGAGGCACAACGGAGCUUCCUCGACCGCAAUCAUUGAGCCCAUCGAACUAGGACCUGUCAAACAGAAGCAUGAUGCUCUGAACCUUACAAGCAAACGGGCAGCCUCCAUUGGCGGACGGAGCCUGAACACUCAACAAGCAAUCGAUGACCAAGACCGUAAUGAGACGCUGCCAUCGCCCACAACCGCGAACGAGCACGUGGAGAAAUGGAACUACCCGCGAAUCAAUGUCUACAGGAUCCUUGCCACCUUCUGGAGCUUCAUCAUCAUGGGCGCGAACGACGCUACAUACGGUGCCAUCAUCCCGUAUCUGGAAGAAUACUACCAUCUCUCCUACGUCGUGGUGGCCCUAAUCUUCCUCUCGCCGUUCGUGGGUUACAAUGCUGCUGCGCUACUCAACAAUACAAUCCACUUGAAGCUUGGCCAGCGCGGUGUUGCCUUCCUGGGUCCUGUGUGCCAUGUGAUUGCUUAUGUGGUCAUCGCAGUGCAUCCACCAUACCCUGUCCUGGUCAUCGUCUUCAUCUUGGCAGGCUUGGGAAAUGGGUUGGAGGACUCGGCGUGGAACGCAUGGAUCGGCGACAUGGCGAACGCGAAUGAGGUGCUCGGCUUCCUGCAUGCAUCUUACGGACUUGGCGCUACCGUCGCGCCUCUCGUCGCUACUACCAUGAUCACCAAAUCGGGGCUGCCGUGGUAUUACUGGUACUAUAUUGGAGCCGCUAUUAUCGAGCUGGCUGUAUCCCUCCACUCCUUCUGGAGUGCAACUGGUAAAGCGUUCCGCGACUCGCAUCCUCGUACCAGUGGCGAAGGCUCUCGCUUGAAAGAGGCUACACUAAAGAUGCCAGCUGCCCGCGUCGUUUGGCUCAGCGCUCUCUUCUUACUCGGCUACGUCGGCAUCGAGGUAUGCCUCGGGGGUUGGGUUGUCACCUUCAUGAUCAGAGUACGGCACGGUGCUGCAUUCGCCAGUGGUAUGACAGCCACGGGCUUCUGGUUGGGUAUCACGGUUGGCAGACUUGUGCUCGGCUUCGUCACGCCUAGGAUUGGGGAGAAGCUUGCUAUCACUAUCUACCUUCCCAUCGCACUAGCUCUCCAACUCCUCUUCUGGCUCGUGCCGCAAUUCUACGUCUCCGCCGUCGCAGUAGCGCUCCAAGGCUUCUUUCUGGGCCCCAUGUUCCCAGCGGCCAUGGUGGCGUGCACAAAGCUGCUUCCAAAGCAUCUCCAUGUCUCCGGCAUAGGGUUUGCGGCGGCCGCUGGUGGAAGUGGAGGCGCGCUCUUCCCUUUCGCGGUAGGUGCGAUCGCGCAGAAAGCUGGUGUGCAAGUGCUUCAGCCCGUGGUUGUGGCGUUAUUGGCGGUCAUCUGGCUGUUGUGGCUGGGGCUGCCGAAGAUGAGUAGGAAGAGGGAUUGA
Messenger RNA from Baudoinia panamericana UAMH 10762, 1404 nucleotides. RefSeq lists its product as uncharacterized. The transcript is spliced from 3 exons. Gene Ontology annotation, molecular function: transmembrane transporter activity. Bases 1 to 1404 code for a protein of 467 amino acids. The record is from RefSeq and is a predicted model, not a curated record. Lineage: Eukaryota; Fungi; Ascomycota; Dothideomycetes; Mycosphaerellales; Teratosphaeriaceae. Gene Ontology annotation, biological process: transmembrane transport. Gene Ontology annotation, cellular component: membrane.